Messenger RNA from Microbotryum saponariae, 4152 nucleotides. The record is from the annotation of a GenBank genome assembly. NCBI's taxonomy places the organism in Eukaryota, Fungi, Basidiomycota, Microbotryomycetes, Microbotryales, Microbotryaceae.
AUGCUGCACAUCAAGAACCCCAAACGCUACAAGACCUCGAUCCGCAUACACGAUCCUGAUAACCCGCGACUAUGGCGCCCUGCCGUCACAACGACGCAUACCGACCUCCGAUACAGCUUUAAUGCUCCCACGACAAGACGUUUGAUGCAGCAGGGCGAUCGAGAACGGGCCGCAGUCAGACACAGGGAUGCCGAUGUAGGCCCUAGCGAGGCCACCCCGGAAACCUUGGCUGAGGCGGCCUCGGGCUCGUGUCCCGAUAAAGAUCACAACGAUUACAAAGAUCUCGAUCAGCGUGAUGCUGGGAGUUAUCACGCGGGCUCCUCCGACUGUAAGUGGCCUCAUUAGAUGUACGUUUUAAAAUUCCGUUCGAACCUCAGGUCUCGGCGCUCACAUCCGUCCAACCUACCUUAGACACGAGCCGUCAGCCACUAGCCUUGUAGGUUCGAGCGUGUCGUUUUUUUCUUCUUCUCGUUCUCAGGGCUCUUGCUGAGAUGUCACGGUAUUUAACAUCUGUUCGUGGUGUAGAUCUUCUUCGACUGUUCGCCCCCUUCUCCACAAACAAGUGCCUCCUCGCCGCACUGUCCGAAGUUAUGCCCUGAAUACCUGGCUGGCGAACGCGAAUUGGAGAUGUGUGGUGCGCAAGCUGGUGGACGAAUUCCUCAUAGCAAUAGCGGAUGAUCAAGAGUAUACUCCGCUGCGAAGUGUGCCUCCGGGCUCGAACAAGGCGAUGGAUGUCAAUUUGAUCGACUUCUCGGGUGAGCCUAAUUGAUCGGGUUCCGCACAUCAAUGAAUCCUUUGAAAAAGCUCUACGUUUUGCUAACCGACGUCGCCGUUUUGACAUACCCAACAGCACAGCAAAGAAAGAUCUCAUUUGUGCCAAGUAAAAAAGGUGCAAUCUCCGAUCUCCUGGCAGCUGGAUACAUGCCUGCAACGCCGGCCGCACCACGAUAUGCUUUCUUCAUUCCGUUUAUCAAGAGCCACAUGGCUUCUCUCUACGACACCAAGGCGACUCCGAAUGUUGAAUCGGAUCUCCUAGAUCCAAAUCCCCGUGUGAGCACCAUCACUCUGCAUAGGAGAUCGCAACAUGAACACUUUCGAGGACGCUGACACGCGCGCCACGACCCUCGUUUUCUGCAGACGCGCAUGUCGCCCCACUUGUCAAAACACUUCUCGGACGCACUGGCUGCCUUCCGACUCUUUGCGGCUUACGUCGACAGCGCGAUCCCUCCAGCCAGGCAGUUUGCACUGAGGUGUCCUGCAUGCCACCACAAGGUGAGCGACCUGAUGCGGUGCUUGGCUUCCACCCCACUCAUGUGCCUUUGCCGGACUUUCCAAACUUUAGAUCCAAGAGGAGCCCCCACUGGAGUACACCGCCCAAGUCGCGAUUGACGGCAAUGCCUCGCAAAAGCGUCUGAAGACCAGAUACUCUAAAGUUGGACAGCACAUCCACCCCGACCAGCACACCUUUAUGUCAAAGCUGUUCAUCCCGCCGGAGAUUGUCGACAAAAGCGAUAUCAUCGCUGUAAGUCUGUGCUCGUCUACUGAGUUCAGAAGUGCUUUCAUUUUUCUGACUGAGAUGUCCUCAUAUGACUUUUUCUAUCCGCUAACAUUAUCACCGCUUGGCCCUCGCAGACUCGUAAUGGUUAAGUUCGUCGUAUCGUUGCAAUCAAGAAGAAGGCCGAAGGAGACACAGGCGCUUGCGCAUCAGCCUCGCGGUCCGAGCAGGUGCGUCGGUUCUACGUGACGGUGCCCCUGUUUUUGGCGAAGCAAAUUGACUUUGACGUGUAUCCAGAGUGGUGGGGCCUCCUCAGGCUGGGACGAGACCGGAAUCGUUGCUGCCGUAUGUCGCCAUGGGGUCGUAUUGGCGGCAUGCGAUAUAAUCCAAAGCGGAGAGAGGUGAGCUCGGUGCGAGGCUGAAAGCCCCGCUCGGCUGUCCAUUUGACCGCAAUGCUUGGCUCGCUGGUGCAGUUCGAAAUACCCGCUUGCCCUGAUCCAACAAGUGCGCGAAGCAUUCUCACCGGGCGAUCGCCUGUUGAUAGGCUAUGACACUGGCUGUGUCCUCGCCAAGACGUUCGAGACAGCGGAGUCGAUUGAGAAAGGCCAACGUGACCCCGACGCCUCAAGCGCUUCGGGACAAGCGGCUGCCAAACCGGCCGUGACUUUUUGCUGCGGAGUCUGGCAAGGAUAUACUCAUAGCCACCCGUGCCAGGUAAGUAUCGAGCUCUAUGGAAUUUGCGCAUCAUAAUUUCGCCGGACUAACGCGAGUCCAUCACUUCAUUACUGUGCUUUCACAGCUACAAUCACACCCACGCUUCAUAGACGCCGCGGGACUCGAAGACUUUGAAGGCUGUGAACAGCUCUGGUCCUUCCUCGACGGCUUUGCCGGGUCAACGCGCCUAGCAACAAAGUACAAUCGAAGGAGCACCCUUCAUCACGCCAUCAUGUACUCAAACCAUCGGGUCCUGAUGCGUCUAGGUCAGUUAGUAGCUCUUCACUGCUCAGCCCCCCAAACUAAAUGGCAUUCGCGCCUUUGCCUUCAGAUACUUGGCUGUCAGAUCGAUGGAAGUCCUCUUCGGCGGAAGCAAUCGCCAGUUUUGAGGCAAUCCGCUUGCUGGCUGAACAGUUUACCUCGGAAGACGCUUGUGUGGACGCGGGCCAAAUGUGGCUUGAGCAAGAGCGUCAAUACUUCAUGCACAAUGCCACGACUCCAUCAAGCAAGCUCACUGCACGAGAUUUGCGGGAGAGGGAGCUUUUGGAAGCGCUUGAGAACCGUGACAAGAUGUUGGGAGGGCAGAGUUCCGGGUGAGUUGACCCCGGUUGAGCCUCUGAGUGAUUUUUGACUGGCUCUAAUUCCCCAUUAACAACUCGACAGCAUCCCUCGCUCCCGCGGAAGCAUGGUCGCUUCAAGCAUCGCCAACUACACGAGCGUGAUCGCCGAGCUGAUACAGGACGAGGUUCUGCAACUCACCGAAGAGGAUCGCGAGAAUAUCAAACGGUUGGGCCUAGGCUGGCGUGGAGUCGAAGAGAUCAGAGCGCGAGGAGUCGUCCAAAGGAUCGAAGGACUGUUGGCCAAGCUCGAGCGUGACUUCUUGGCAAUAGAUCUCGAAGCUGAAGCUUUGAAAAAUCGCAGUCACGGCUUCGGAACGAGUGAGUGGCUGGCUUGAAUCUGGCUGCAGCUCUCCGAUUUAAUGCAAGCUGACCGAAACCCCUGACUUUGAUCCGGGUCUGCAGACAACGAUACGCGCAGCAGUGACAGCGCUCGAAAGCGCUACAAUCGCGUUGCCGCGUCUCUCGCCGAGUACAACAAGCUUGCCGAGACCUGCAAUCGCAGAAUGUAUACCGUUGAAGAAGUACGUUAUGUACACGAGUCUUUACUUAUCGUCACGCUCAUUCUGUUUGUGUCCAUCUGCAGAUGAAACUCCUCACCAAAGACGGCAAGCCUCGAACUGGCUCGAACCUCGGUUGGGCGUCCUCCAUCGCCAGAAGUGUGACAGCAGCGGUGUCGCGACGCGAGAGAGCUCUGGAAGAGCAGGCUCGAUUACAGCUUGAGUACCAGUACGUUGCCUCCCUGUUACCUAUCAUACGUUUUUGACUGACUACUAUUGAUUCUUCCGACCCGGUAGACGAGUAUGGGAGUGGGCCCACGAAAAUCUCCAGUACUGGGAGAGCUUGGCUUCGGCCUUGGCUGAAGAUCAACGCGUCGAUUCACCUGAUGAGGAUGACCAGCGGCCCGCCUGGAAGAAGACUGCUCUCUCUGCGAUUGCAGUCCAAAAGUGCCAGGAGAUUGGUCAACUUAUUCAGAGCUUGGCUUGCCUGCGAAUGUCGAAGCGAACGGAAGGGUUGUGCCAGUUAGGAGACCUGUCCAAAAUCCGUGCUCGGGGACCCAUUCCGGAUCUCGGUUCCGACCUCGCGAUGCCGACUUUGGCAUCCGACGACAAUUCGGCCGACGACGAGGCUGACGACCCUGAGGGGAUUACACGAACGCUUUCCGAGCAUGCGGAUGUGAUACAGGGGGAAGCCGAGCUCGACACCGAUCCCGACACCCAUCUCAACGGAGCUGCCGGUGUUGACGACAACGACUUAGAGCUUGAGAACGACGAAGAAGGCGAAGAUGAGCUUGAAGCGCGUUGGUGCGCGUUGGUGCGAGGAUGA